AAGCCAUUUUGGCUCAGGAUUGCAGCACAAGCGCCACGCAAUAGGGUCCAGUGCCCUGGUGUCGUCAGCGCGGCGGCGAUGGCCAAGCACACCAAGAAGGUCGGCAUCACUGGCAAGUACGGCACGCGCUACGGCGCUUCGUUGAGGAAGAUCGUGAAGCGUUAUGAGAUCCAGCAGCGCACGAAGUACAUGUGCAAUUUCUGCGGCAAGGAGAACGUGAAGAGGGUCGCGGGUGGCAUAUGGAAGUGCAAGUCCAAGCAGUGCAGGAAGACGAUCGCGGGCGGCUGCUGGGCUAUCUCCACAACGGCGGCGGCCACAACGAGGGCAACAAUCAACCGACUGAAGAAGGCCAUGGCUUCCGGCGACGACAAGUGAGGGCCGCAUGUUCGCGAAGCCCCUUCACGAGAGCAUCCAAAAAUCGGAGGUGAGGGGGUGCGGUCGCAGUGGAACGGAGAGCCCCCCACGUCAAAU
Prorocentrum cordatum is the source of this 471-nucleotide messenger RNA. The record is from the annotation of a GenBank genome assembly. NCBI's taxonomy places the organism in Eukaryota, Dinophyceae, Prorocentrales, Prorocentraceae.